ACAAAACAAGGUGAUUGUUGAAUAGGUCGAAUCGUUGAAUGCCCAAUGAAUGGUUGUCUUGCUGGGAUUCUUCUUCAAAGUGCAAAGUAUUGAUGGCAUAGAUUUAUUCACAUAUUUUAGAAGCAAGUGUAACAAAUUUCAGUACCUACAGUAUUUGUAAUAGUUGUCAGAGGGAAUAAUAUACUAGGCCUACUUAGGCCUAGCUUUUAAAGUUGUUUUGUUGGAAGAUUAAGUCAUUCCAUGCAAAGGUCGUCUAAAAGUAAUAAUCAUUACAAAGAACAACUUGCUAAUAAAGUUACUAGUAGUACCAAUAUUGGAAAACCGUCAGUGAAUAAUUUUAGGCCCGAAGUCUCAAAGGUUAACAAUUUUGGAAAGGUCAAGGCGGAUACAACGACCGACUUUAGGUCUAAGGAUUUUGAAUUCAAGUAUGUAACAGAAUCAGAACUGCAAGCAGCCGUGAAACAAGUUAGAAGAGCAAGACUCAAGAAGCUAGAUGAAGAGAAAUGGCAACACUUUUUAAGAUGGAAAACUUCCGAAUCAACUGCAUACUCUGAAGAUAAUGACAGUUAUCAAUUCUGUAGAGGAACUAUCAGCCCAAAACAUGAUCUCGCUCACCCUCCCGUCGAGUACAAGCCUGAACGUUUUCAAGAAAUGCCAAAGGUGGAGGAUGAAAUUCAAGAAAAUUUUAAGGGGAUGACAGCACUUCCAUUAGGAGCCAGCAUUAGUGUCAGCGAUAGCAUCGGCCACGCUUAUCAGCUGGGAGGAGUGUUGACCAAGCGACUACAAGACUUGGUGGCAACUGUCGGACGGAUGACAUCACUACUGCUCUCCUCCGUCUCCUCCCGCUCGACAAACUACGAGGACGAGGAUGUUGACCGAGCUAUCAAACGUAGUGUAGAGUUUGAUGCCAUGUUCGCUCGUAACCACCUCUACGAGAUUAAGCGUCUGUUGAAGGAUGCCAAGCAGCUAGUGGUGGGGAAGUGUCCAGGGGAGUUGGACAGCAAACUGUCUGCGGCCCUCAAGUGUGUCAUCCAGGCUAUCCAGGUUUACGCCAAACAUGUGAGUAAGGGAGCCAGAGUGAAGUACCAGCAAGUAGUUCCUAUCUUCCAGAGUAUCUCUACAAUACAGAGUCUCCUGGAGCAGUUGACUGGACAAGUCGGGUUCCCCUUCCGUCAGGAACUGGAGGUGGCGUGCAGUUACAUGAAGCAGGUUCUACUGGAGAUGAGCACGUCGGACACUCAGAGAGUGACGACCGUCGUGAGUCGUAAACCUGUCAGACCAAAGUCCACGGUCGGACACAAGCCCUCGGCUGAUCUGUCCAUGUACAACCGUCGCCGACCAGACUGGAGACGUAAGACUGCCUCCCUAGCACGCGCCAAGUUUGGCCCUCCUUCCAGCAAGAAGCUUGAUCAGAAUGAUACUGUACCAGAUAAGGUUGAUUUGAACAAAAGUAAAGCUGACUUGAUCAAUGUUGAAUCUCAACGCAGUGUCUGUGACAAUGGAAAUGCCGCGGCCAAGGAGGUGCCUCACAGAAGAGCCACGAUGGCCGUGACGGAGGACAACGUCACUACGAUGAUGGAGAUCAUCACUGACGAGCCAAUAGAAGAUGAAGAGUUAUGUCUGGAUGAUAGUGCAUUUGAAGUUCUCAAGAAACUAAACGGAAACAUUGCUCCUUUACCAGAUAAUGUUGAGAGUCAGAAAUUUCCAAAAGAAGAAAAGACCAAAUGUGAAUCUGCGCGUCCUCUAAGUGCCAAAGCAGAGCCCAAAAAUGUUCAGCUCAUCUGCCUUAGAGAAGAUGACCGUCCUACACCCAGCACUGCUGCUGCUGACCCAUUAGCUGUAAUCCACAGUGAGAUCGAAGAUACUAAAACAACAUUAACGAUAGAUGCACAAGAAAAAGUAGAAGCCGACGAAUUUCAUAAAAAGAUGAAUGAAUAUCGGCAAACAAAACCGCACUAUAAAGACGGAAAAGCCCUAACGAUUGUUGACAGGUUGGCAAAUCACAUUCUCGCAGAAAUUGUUAUGGAUUUUCAAAAAGAAGAAAUAAACAAUGUUAUACAAAUGUUGUACAAAUUGGAAUUUCAAUAAAAUAUUUAGAUUGGAACCAUAUGGAAAUCAAACAUUAAAUUAGACUGAUGUACUGAUAAUAGGAUAAAA
Molecule: messenger RNA, 2157 nt
Organism: Macrosteles quadrilineatus (aster leafhopper)
Lineage: Eukaryota; Metazoa; Arthropoda; Insecta; Hemiptera; Cicadellidae
Exons: 14
Coding region: 241-2088 (615 amino acids)
Source: RefSeq, a predicted model, not a curated record